UCAUUCUGUUUUGGAAUCUUGCGUUGUGCGGUUCGUUGCGGCUGGGCUAUAACCACGUAAUAGGAGUUCGCGUAAAGAUUACAGUCGUAAUUCGAUUUAACCGGUGUUUGGAACGCGCUGCGCUCUAACAACAACAAACAAAAAACAAACAAACGAAAACAACAACAACAAGCACAUCUAAUUAAAUGCCAAAGUGUGUACGUGUUGAUGUGUUUGUGUCUGAGUGUCUAUGUGUGUGUCAAUUGAAUUUGUGUGACUUUUGAUUGAAUCAAAAUUACGUACUACAGUCAUAACAGCGUGAUUGGAGCGCAACAGCAAAAAAAAAAAAAUAAAAUAAUGAAACAACAACAGCACACAAUUAACGUUAAUUAAGCCGGUCGCUUGUUUUAAUUACGCGGUUAAUUUCUUUGCAUUAAAUCUUGUGCAACGUGCUAAAGAUAUUUAAAUUUUUUGUUCAUAUAACUGGCAAAGCGCUUUGGGCAUAAUUAAAAGCAUUUUUAAUAGCUACAGUGCUCACUCCCCCGCACAUUAGACCAUAUUAAAUAGAAGGUGUGCCUAUCCCUAUCUACAAUAUACAUGCAUACAUAUGUGUGUGUGUCUGAGUGUGUGACUGGCAGGAUUUUCAUUAUCAGACGCUAAAAGGAUUAAGCAGCCGUUCAUCUUCAUCAGCUGCCUCAGCAGCCAAAUAUUUGCGCACAUCCGCUAACGCUUAUAACGACAAGUUGAGACGACAUUAUCGACGGCAAACUUUCUGCGGAAAUUUGUAACAUUUUUUGGCUUAAUAGCAAAACAGACGACAACACAUAAAAAUGAUGUCACAUCAGCUGCCGCAGACACGUCGCCGGUUGGGCUCCGUUAGCGACUCGGCGCCACCCUCAGAGUCCAGCGAGGGCACCGCCUCCUCAGAGCAGCGGGAAGAGCUUAUCCUGCACGCCGACUGGUCGGCCCACUCACAGUCCUCGGCGCAACGCAGCAGCGCACAUGGCACCACAUCGCUCUACAAUGCCUCGGACAUAGAUGCGGACACCAUUAGCACGGACACCAGCAGCAAUACCAAUUUGUCGGAGUACGAGCGCGGGCAGGUGGAGAGCUUCUUUGGCGGCCUGGGCACCGACAUAUUCGUGUGCGGCGCCUUGGCCAAUUUGUAUGAGGGCACUGGCAACGAUGGCGACUGGCGUUUGGUCUUCACUGGCAUUCCAGUCAUGCUGCAUGAUAAGGGCAAUGCGCGCUCGCGUUCCAUGCCACGCCUCACCUUGGUGCUGGCGGAGCGUGGCUCUUGCUUCGCUUUGUGGUCAGAUCGCGUGGAUAAUUUGUCCAACUAUCGCAUAGCGGGCCCUUCGUUUCACACCAUGUGUCUGUCCACAAAUCAUCAGCAGAUGAUUGGCUUCAGCUUCGAUUCAACAGACGCCGCACGCGAACUUUGGCAACAUGUGGAGCGCUUGGUCAGCGAUCCGGAGAAUCUGGCGCUGUCCGUGCCCGGACGCAAGCAGAAGAAGCAGAAGCGCGUCAAGCCAGCGCCGCUGCCGCCCAAGUCACAAAUAUCGCAUCCCUGUCAGUUCCAUCAUGUGACCAGCGUGGUGAAGGAGGAUUGCGAGCGUUACUACAGCAUGCAGGCAUUUGGACCGCCCAAUAUGCAACAGCAUCGUUGAGUAGGGUCGGGCGCGUGGAUUUGGAAUACGAGCGCCCUCUGGUGGCAGAACUAAGCAACACCACCAGCAAUCACAAUCAGCAUCGAGCCCUCCAGUCACGCCCCCUCCUAAGCAUCAGCCCCCACUUCUAUAUACACAACAUAAUAUAAUAUAAUAUAAUAUAGUUGUAGCUCUACAUUCUUUGUUAUAGCUUGUAGCAUUAUGGCCUAAGUUAUGUCAAUACUAUAUAUUAAUGUAUAUGUAUAUGUGUGUGUGGCACAGCUGUGUGUGUGAGCGCACGCAUUUAUCUGUGAUACCAUUUAGGCGUCUAUAUAGCCAUAUAGACUCGGCAUUUGGCAAAGAGAAAAACUAAAAAAGAAAUCAAAUCAAAUUUAAUACACAAUAUUUAUAAUUAAAAACGUGAGAAUGAAUACACAACAAGAACAAAAAACGGUAAAGCGCAUUCGAACGAUUGUCAAUAAGCAAACGAGUUUUAUAAAGUUUUCUAAUAUCAGCAAAUACACAAUUAUAUAUGUAUAAUAAUAUAUUCAUGUGUAUACAUUUAGUUAUAUAGCAUAUUAAAUGUUUGUUUGGCAUUCGCUGCAUUCAUAAGCAUUAGCACUAAGCUUGUUUUUUCUUAACUAAAAUUUUACUAACUGUUUUUUAGAUCGUACAUAAUAAACAUGCAAACAUAUA
Molecule: messenger RNA, 2324 nt
Organism: Drosophila busckii
Lineage: Eukaryota; Metazoa; Arthropoda; Insecta; Diptera; Drosophilidae
Gene: MESR3
Exons: 4
Coding region: 810-1649 (279 amino acids)
Biological process (GO): regulation of transcription by RNA polymerase II
Cellular component (GO): nucleus
Molecular function (GO): DNA-binding transcription factor activity, RNA polymerase II-specific; RNA polymerase II cis-regulatory region sequence-specific DNA binding
Source: RefSeq, a predicted model, not a curated record